This is a messenger RNA of Mesocricetus auratus (golden hamster), 3030 nucleotides long. It is a transcript of the gene Hnf1a, whose product is annotated as HNF1 homeobox A. The transcript has 10 exons. Gene Ontology annotation, molecular function: DNA-binding transcription factor activity, RNA polymerase II-specific; RNA polymerase II cis-regulatory region sequence-specific DNA binding. NCBI's taxonomy places the organism in Eukaryota, Metazoa, Chordata, Mammalia, Rodentia, Cricetidae. Gene Ontology annotation, biological process: liver development; insulin secretion; pancreas development. The record is from RefSeq and is a predicted model, not a curated record. The coding region runs from base 112 to 2025 and encodes 637 amino acids. Gene Ontology annotation, cellular component: nucleus.
AAGCCUGGUUUGUGACUGCCAGCCUGCCGGCGGCAAGUAGACACCGGCUGUGGGUGGGGGAGGCGGCCAGCUCAGUGGCCUUGGGCCGCGUGGCCUGGUGGCAGUGGAGCCAUGGUUUCUAAACUCAGCCAGCUGCAGACGGAGCUCCUGGCUGCCCUGCUCGAGUCCGGCCUGAGUAAGGAGGCUUUGAUUCAGGCCUUGGGGGAGCCAGGGCCCUACCUGAUGGUUGGAGAUGCUCCCCUGGACAAGGGGGAGUCCUGCAGUGGGAGUCGAGGUGACCUGGCCGAGCUGCCCAAUGGCCUGGGGGAGUCGCGUGUCUCGGAAGACGACACGGAUGAUGAUGGGGAAGACUUCGCGCCACCCAUUCUGAAAGAGUUGGAGAACCUCAGCCCGGAGGAGGCAGCCCACCAGAAAGCCGUGGUGGAGUCGCUUCUGCAGGACGACCCGUGGCGUGUGGCAAAGAUGGUCAAGUCCUAUUUGCAGCAGCACAAUAUCCCGCAGCGGGAGGUGGUCGACACCACGGGUCUCAACCAGUCCCACCUGUCGCAGCACCUCAACAAGGGCACGCCCAUGAAGACGCAGAAGCGGGCCGCUCUGUACACCUGGUACGUCCGCAAGCAGCGAGAGGUGGCUCAGCAAUUCACCCACGCGGGGCAAGGGGGACUGAUCGAAGAGCCCACCGGUGACGAGCUGCCGACCAAAAAGGGAAGGAGGAACCGGUUCAAGUGGGGCCCGGCAUCCCAGCAGAUCCUGUUCCAGGCCUAUGAGAGGCAGAAGAAUCCCAGCAAGGAAGAGCGGGAGACCUUGGUGGAGGAGUGUAACAGGGCGGAGUGCAUCCAGAGGGGGGUGUCACCAUCACAGGCACAGGGGCUAGGCUCCAACCUUGUCACGGAGGUGCGUGUCUACAACUGGUUUGCCAACCGGCGCAAGGAAGAAGCCUUUCGGCACAAGCUGGCCAUGGACACAUACAACGGACCCCCACCAGGGCCAGGCCCAGGCGCCACACUGUCUGCUCACAGCUCCCCUGGCCUGCCCACAUCCGCCCUCUCCCCCAGUAAGGUCCACGGUGUGCGGUACGGACAGCCUGCAACCAGUGAGGCAGCUGAGGUGCCCUCAAGCAGCGGUGGUCCCUUAGUGACAGUGUCUGCGGCUUUACACCAAGUGUCGCCCACAGGCCUGGAGCCCAGCAGCAGCCUGCUGAGCACUGAAGCCAAGUUGGUCUCAGCCACUGGGGGUCCCCUGCCUCCAGUCAGCACCCUGACAGCACUGCACAACUUGGAGCAGACGUCUCCAGGUCUCAACCAGCAGCCACAGAACCUCAUCAUGGCUUCACUGCCUGGGGUCAUGACCAUUGGACCUGGGGAGCCUGCCUCCCUGGGCCCCACAUUCACUAACACAGGCGCCUCUACCCUGGUCAUUGGUCUGGCCUCCACUCAGGCACAGAGUGUGCCGGUCAUCAACAGCAUGGGCAGCAGCCUGACCACCCUGCAGCCGGUCCAGUUCUCCCAGCCACUGCACCCCUCCUACCAGCAGCCACUCAUGCCCCCUGUACAGAGCCACGUGGCCCAGAGUCCCUUCAUGGCCACCAUGGCCCAGCUGCAGAGCCCCCACGCCCUCUACAGCCACAAGCCUGAGGUGGCCCAGUACACGCACACAAGCCUGCUUCCGCAGACUAUGCUGAUCACGGACACCAACCUCAGCGCCCUUGCCAGCCUCACGCCCACCAAGCAGGGUGUUACCCUGGUUCCCCAGGUCUUCACCUCAGACACAGAGGCCUCCAGUGAGCCUGGACUUCAUGAACCAUCGUCUCCAGCCACCACCAUCCACAUCCCCAGCCAGGACCCAUCUAGCAUCCAGCACCUGCAGCCGGCUCACCGGCUCAGCACCAGUCCCACCGUGUCCUCCAGCAGCCUGGUGUUGUACCAGAGCUCGGACUCCACCAACGGGCAUAGCCACCUGCUGCCAUCCAACCAUGGUGUCAUCGAGACUUUUAUCUCCACCCAGAUGGCCUCCUCCUCCCAGUAACCAUGGUGAUGGCCUCUCAGGAGCUGGGUUCCCAGAGCCCACACUGCCUGCAUAGGGGGUGAGAAGGCCAAGGCCAUGCUGCCUGGAGGACAUCUGCGACUGCCAUGUGUCUCCUGCCGUAGGCUGGUGGCCUUCCCAUACACCCCCGCUUUCACCCGACUUCUCCAGCAGCAUCAGAGAGGGAUGGCUCUGGGGAGUCUCACCCUGAGAAGGGACCAUAAAGGGCUUGAGGACAGCCCGGUCUGGACAGCGUUGGAAGACCAUCCUCCUGCAGAGAAUAGGGAACUCGACACUUGGGACAAAGGGGAGCCUGUGAUGCUGGUACCCACACAGGAUCUCUGUGUUGAGCUUGGGGGCCUAGAUCCACAUGGCUGCCUCCUGUCUCCUGUGCAACCCCAGGCCAUCCCACGAGCACCAGCAACUUCCAGUAAGCCACAUGGCUGUUUGGCGGUCACCUACCCCAGCCCAGACAGGAAUUCUCCAAGUGGCUGUUCUGUGAGGCCUGGGAGCUGAGGGGAAGGCAUGCAGGGCUCUUCUGGGCUUUCUCAAAUGGAGCCAUCCCCUCUCCCAGCCUUAGGAUCUCAUUCACAGGCCAUCUGCUGAUGCCAGCCUGGUAUCUCGUCUCCAAGGCCACUUCAGGGACUCUUUCUUCCUGGUGCGGGGGAGGCAGGACUCAGAAGGCAAGGCUGAGCUGUGUCUGGUGGACAGAAUGCUGAGACCAGUAGAGAGAAGCCACCUAUGCAGCCUGGGCUGAAGCCUGGGGGCUGCCAGCCAUUCUGAGGAAGCCAAGGCUCUGAGUGGGGCUGUGAGGGGCAAAGCAGCUGUGAGAACCCAGAGCACAUGACCUCAUCUCCCCGGCUUACUGCAGAGGACCUGGCUCCUGGUGGGCUCCUGUCUAGGACUGAGGAGGGCCUGGAGACAGCCAGUGUUCCCUGCAGCUCACAGCCAGCCAUGGACAAGCCUGUACAUUUAUUUAACUUUUAGUAAAGUCAACGAAAAAAUGUA